AUUUGUUAGUAGCAUAAAAGUCAGCGACUCAGUAGUUGGAAUCGGAAAAAAUCAGAUUUUAGUUGAUAUUUUACGUCACAAUUGUCACACACGGUCAAUCUUAAAUUUUAUCCCGUGUCGAAAUAAACAGUAGCGGAAAGUAGGCCAUGGCGAAUGUUAGUCUAUUUUAUUCGUUAUUAUUUGGUGCAACGUUAAAAAAGUCGUGUUUAAGUCAUCAAUAAAUUAAAAUAAUGGAAAUUGUGGACAUAGAGGACGGCCAAGCCGAUCCUUCGGCGGUAACAAGAAAGAAAAGUUUAUGGGCUAAAAUAAACAACAGGACCACAUAUAGUUAUUUAUUUAAUAUUGUUAUUUCAAUAUUAUUACUUACGUGUCUAGUUUUAGUGUUAUAUUUCUUCAAAGAAUAUCUGAAGAAUAUUUUAUACUGGGUGGACGCGCAGGAUCCCAAGAUUAUAUUUUUGUUAUUUAUGGGACUAUUUUUAAUUGUAAGUUUCCCAGUGACGAUUGGAUAUUUAGUGCUUAUAAUAACCAGUGGAUAUUUAUUCGGUAUUGUGAAAGGCUUAGGAACUGUAGUGGUAAGUGCGAACUUUGGUGUAGCAGUGGCACAUUUUACGUUGAAAUUGUUGAGAGGAUACUUGCCUCUCGACCGACUGCUGAAGAACGAGACGGCGAGAGCUCUUCUCAAAGUGAUAUCAGGGCCUCAAGCGUUUAAGAUAGUAUUUUUUGCCAGACUGACGCCGAUACCUUUUGGUCUUCAGAACACAAUUUUCGCAGUAAGUGAUGUUCGAGGUUGUGGUUAUCAUUUGGCAACUCUGCUGGGGCUCCUCCCAGCGCAGGUGAUCAACGUGUAUCUCGGGUCAACGCUGCGGUCCAUGCACGACGUUCUGCACGAAUCGCACUUGACUGGAUACAUUGUAUUUGCAUUCCAGAUUCUAAUCGGCAUAACGCUCAUGGUGUGGGUGGUGCAGAAAGCACGCAAGGAGUUGACGAUCGCCAUAAUGGCGGCCGAGUUGGGACGCGAUACGUUGUCGACGAGCAGCUCGUCCAGCUAGCCCACCGCCCGCACCUCCGACGUCGACAGCGGCAGCGACAGCUAGGGGCGGGCCACCGGGUGUUGCACCCAGCAGUGUGAGACUUAUGUCUAACAUAAAAGGACUAAAAUUCUACGUCGUUUCGACUGAUUUACUAAAAUCUCAAGUAACCGUAGCUUUCGCUUUAGUCGUUGCCGUUGACGUCGCUCUGGUGAUGCAUAAGUAAGGUACUGUUUUAAGUUCGGCAGUGACGACCUUUACCGUAAUGUAAGACGUAACUUUAAGGUAUAAGGUUCACAAUUCCGUAGCAAUGGGUCGAGCGAAAUGUCGAAUCUUAGCUAAAAUAGCUAGUCACAUCAGACUUGAAUAACAGUGGCAGCGAAUAAGCACGAACGUGCUCCAAUGUGUGACCUAAUUAUAAAUGAAUAAGGUCCACAAUCCUGUGAUAUUAACGUUACGUUCGUAGAGGAUAUAGUUGGGAAUAGAUAUUGUGAAGAUUUUAUUUUGUAAGUAGAACUUUUUGAAAUCUCUCAGAACGAUACGCACGCAAUAAUAUGAUUACAUUUCUCCUCGAUAGAAUAUUUUCUUGACCUAUUAUUAUUAUUAUAGUCCUAGGUACAGAUAUGAGUAUUGUAACAACAAUAUUAAUUGGCGAGCCUGUAACGAAAUGGAAAAUGUAUAUAAAAAUGCGUCAAGUGCUUAUCAUUCUGACAGAAUUAUAUUUAUUCAAUAUAAAUUGUAUUACAAUUUACAAGUUUAUUUUCGCUGAUAACGUGCUCUGAUGCGGAAAUCUCAAUUUUCAUUUAACGAAGAUAUAUAAAUACAUAUAAUAUAUAGGUACUUUCUCUUUGUCAAAUCCUGCCAAAUGUGUAUGUUAAAAAUGAAAAUAUAAAUUUAUUCCUCUUCAUCGUUAUUUUUAAAUCGAUUUUAGUCAUUAAAUGUUCCAUUUCGUUAAGAUUUUUGACAACAAACAAUAUUUUAUUUAAAAAAAAAACUGUUUUUCAAAAAUAGAACACAAUAAAACGUAUAAAAAAAUGCGUAUAUUUUGCUUAAAUUGUGUUUCUGAAUUGUACGGUUUCAUGGAUUUCGUUAAGUACAUUCGAAUGCUGUCUCGUCACGCAUACUUUUGGUUAAAACGUAAAUCCGUUUUAUCGGAAUGAAAAUCUUUCGUGUGGUAUAAAUUUUGACUAUUACGCUGCGACCUUUGAUAUCUUGAUAUUAUGCUUUAUAGUACUGCACGAAAGCAAAAUUACAAACGGAAAUUAUUCAGGGAAACGUUUUUAUUUAUUUUUUUUAUAAAUAUAUUAACAGUUAUACGUUCUUUGAUUUUUAAUAGUAAUACGAUUUAUUUUUAUUAAAAACUAAAAAUUUUGCUGGUAAUCCGUGAUUGAAUAGCAAUCGAUGAGGUCCUGUGAAAUAACACUUUCGACUUUAAAUAAACAUGCGUCGCAACGUUCCAAGGUUAAUAUUUUGUUUGACUUUAUCCAUUGGAAUCAGUCCAAAAUAUUUCUUUGUUGUCGUUUUAAUGGAAACAAUCAUAAAAACACAUUGUUAUUGCUCUAUAAAAUUUAAAAAAAAGAAAGUGUAUACUUUGACAGGCUGCUGUCUAAUUCACUGCAUUUAAAAAAAGCUUUGAUAUUCGUUAUGAAUGUUGUUGAAAUCGAUUCUAUUUUUAAACGAAUUCGUUAAAUAUUCUGUUCUUUAUCUGAAGUGGUGAUGAUCAAUCAAACGAUAAAACCGUAUUUGGCGUUUUAUGAUGCACGUGGGGUUACGUAUUUAUUGUAAUUUAUCAUUCACGUUAUCAGCUCGACGAAGAUAAUCGCUAGAUAAAAUUACAAUAGCUGGAAGGUCAGAUGACGCCGUACUUUAAGUGUGUUAAUUGACGUUUUAACAUUAGCACGCCGAUAUUGUGUCUUGUUAAUCGUUGUAAGCCAAUAAUAAUAAAUAACUUUAGCAAAAAAAAAUUGUUUACAUUUUUAAUAAAUUCAAUAUAAUCCGUGAACAUCAAUUAUAUUGUAUACCGACACGUUAUGCACUUUUAAAAACUGUUUGCUCUGUAACAAGUCUCUAUUUCAUUUGCAUUUUUUUUAAAUACAACAUAAUUUUCUUUCUUAAUUAUUAUUGAAAGGCAAAGGAGCAAAUUUUCCACUUAAUAGUAAUGCCACCUCCGCUGCAAAAAGUUUAUAUCACCUUAAACCGGCACCGUCAAGCAUUUGUUCAUCCAUUAUUAUAAAUGAUUGCAAGAUUUUAAAUUUAAUAAGGAUAUAACGUUUCUCAAGGUAUAAUAUCAUUGGUAUUAAGUAUUUAAGGCGAUACAAAAUAUUUAUUCUAUUGAGUAAUGGCUUAUUCUGGUGUUUCAUCAUUCUUUCUUCCGUCUCUUAUCGUUAGAAUUUGUAAAUAAAUGUACUAUUAAACUUGCCCUGUUCAACCUUUAUGUAACAUUUACGCUGUUCCCUAACCGUCUGUUCUAGUCCUUAAAAAAAAAUAUAUGUUUUUCUAUCAAUUACCGUUGAUAAUGUCGUUAAGAGAUCAUUUAAGUGAUUUUUCAUAAUACUGCAUUAUUUUCGUGUAUUUUUAAUGCCUUUAAUGUAAAUCAAUUGUAAGUAAUUACAACUAAUAUAAUUAAUGUAGUACCUCAAAGCUAGAUAGAAUAUCUUGUUGUCUGUCAUUAUAUAUAAUGCUAACGUAUCGUAAUAUGUGUAUUGAUGCAAUAAAGAAAAAAAUAUAAGCAAAUAUUUUUCAAAAAUUUAUCCACAAAUAAUAUUAAUUUUCGGGAAAUGUAUGUAGUUACAAAAUAGUAUUAAUAUUGUUGCCAAAUUAUAAAAUGGAUCGUGGUCACAAGAGCUGACUCUGAAGACUGUAAAAAAAAAAGAUUCGUAAUAGUUGAUAACGUGUGUAGUUCUUUUUUAUAAUUUACAGAAUCAAUACAGAUAAUAAAAUCAAAAUAUAGAACAGAUUAUCCGUGAGUAUUUAAAAUUGGGACCAUUCUCUUUUAAGAGAAAUAAUUAUUUUGCGCAUUAUUUAAUAGAAUAAAAAUACCAGCCACCUAAUUAAGUAAAUUUACUUAACAUUCGUUGUUAAUAGAUAAUUAUUUUAUUAUAUUGAAUAUUUUUGCUAGAUUAAAAUUAAAAAGCUAAGCUCUUCUGACCACGAUUGCACUAUGGAAGUAAUACCUUGUGUAUAAUUGAUAAAAUAUACAAAUUAAAAUUAUAAAUGAUAUAAAGUUGUUCGGUAAAUAUGCCUAUGAUAUAUAAGAUCUAGGAGUUUUUUUUUUCUAAUUUGAAUUUAUUUCUAGUUACUGCAUUUAUUCAUUAUGGGA
Molecule: messenger RNA, 4347 nt
Organism: Vanessa tameamea
Lineage: Eukaryota; Metazoa; Arthropoda; Insecta; Lepidoptera; Nymphalidae
Exons: 3
Coding region: 231-1049 (272 amino acids)
Biological process (GO): regulation of cytosolic calcium ion concentration
Cellular component (GO): endoplasmic reticulum
Source: RefSeq, a predicted model, not a curated record